AUCGGAAAAGAAUUUAGAAGGAUUAGUGGGUGACCACAACACGCUACUACAAAAAGCUGAGGGAAGAACUGCAAGACGGAGAGAGAGAGAGAGAGAGAGAGAGAGAGAUAUGGAUAAUGAGGCGGAGAGAAAGAGCAAUAGUACUGGGAAGAAGAAGGUGAUGGUGGCAAUAGAUGAGAGCGAGUGUAGCCGCUGCGCUCUCCAGUGGGCACUGGACAACCUUCGCGAAACCAUUGCCAAUUCCGACCUUCUCAUCUUUACCGUGCAGCCCAUCGUUGACUUCGGUUACGCUUAUGCUUCCACUCUCGGUGCUGCGCCUCCGGAGUUGAUGAGAUCUAUCCAAGAAAAUCACCAGAAGAUUGCAUCAGCUUUGUUAGAGAAGGCUAAGGAGAUGUGCGCUAACCACGGGAUCAUACCUGCAGAAAUGGUGACAGAAGUUGGGGAUCCUAAAGAGGCAAUAUGUGCAACAGUUGAGAAGCUCAAUAUUCAAUUACUUGUAUUGGGCAGCCAUAGUCGUGGAGUUAUUAAAAGGGCUUUUCUGGGAAGCGUCAGCAAUUACUGUGUUCAUAAUGCCAAGUGCCCAGUUCUUGUCGUUAAAAAACCAGUUUAAAAGACUGGGCUGUAAAUCGUUACCCACCUGCUUUGAAAUUGAAAAUUGUAAUUCUCUGUUGAAAUGCUUUCUGGCACAAUAAAAGAGAAUUACGCCUUGUAAAGAAUUAUGCUGUGUUAAUUGAUUUGCACUUGGUUGUUGUAUAGCACAAGCUCUUUCUCCCAAAAUUGAUUUUGGGACAUUGCCGUCUCAUGUUUAGAUCUAAUCAGAUUGAUACAUAUUGUUCUUCAUCU
This is a messenger RNA of Juglans regia (Persian walnut), 843 nucleotides long. RefSeq names its product universal stress protein A-like protein. The record is from RefSeq and is a predicted model, not a curated record. Bases 110 to 610 code for a protein of 166 amino acids. The transcript has 4 exons. Lineage: Eukaryota; Viridiplantae; Streptophyta; Magnoliopsida; Fagales; Juglandaceae.